AUGGUUCUACUCAAGCGCAAUGUUGAUUUCUCCCACGACGAGGCGGUAUCCGCCGCAGUGCCAAUCCCCUUCCCCUGCCCGUGGGGAGCAAGCAACAAAGCGAAGAGUGAUGCAGUCAUCGAGUACCUGCGCGCCCUCAAGGCCCGCGCAGUCGUCGCCUCUCCGCCGCAACUCUCCUCCCUCCGCAUACUACCGCCGCCGAAUUCCGCCCCGCUCCUAGGCCUGCGCUCGGGCCACAUCUCCAGCGCGGACAAGAACCUGGUCGCCCUCUACGCCGGAGGGUACCACCCUGGCGCCGAUACGAUUGCGGAGAUGGGAGCCUAUCUCAUCUACGACGCCAGGGAUGGCUCCCUCUCCGUCAUCCCCCCUAUCCCCUCCGACGACGAGUAUCUGGCCAUGGGGCACCAGUCGGCCGUCGUCAUGUGCGACGCCACCGGGACCGGGGGUGGCUACCUUCUUGCCGAGCUCGUCUGGGUCAUGCCAGGGUUCUCCCGAGCCGCCGUCUGGCUGUGGGAGUCGUCUGCCAAAGAAUGGGUCUUGAAGCCCGGCUGCCUGCCCCUUCCACCCGACAUCGCCAUGGAUUUCUCCAUUCACUCGUGCUUCUCUUAUCGGGGCUCUACCUUCUGCUGGGUAGAUCUCCACCAAGGCAUGGUGCUCUGUGAUCUGCACCAAGGCUGCAAGUUCAGCUUCAUUGAGUUGCCCCAAGGACGUCCAAACUAUGAUGCCUCCGAACAUCCAGACGGCCUCUGCGCUGAGGAGUUCCGUUCCGUGGCCUGUGUUCGUGGCUCCAUCAAGUUCCUUGCCUUCAAUAAAUUUGUUGAACGCAAGCCCGGCGAAGAAUAUGGACUGACCGUCUGGACUCUCUACCCUGACCACUCAGGGUGGAGCAUAAGCUACCAGUGCAGGGUCCGAGACAUCUGGGCAAACGCCAACUACCAGUCUGCUGGUUUGGGACAGCUUGGUCCGUCGUUCCCUGUCCUGAGCAUCCAUCAAGACAGCGUCGUCUACCUAGUCGUAAACGAUGCCCGUGUGGUGGGGAAGGACCGUCGACUAGUGCACAAGGCCCAGUAUUUGCUUCGUGUCGACAUGGGGAAUAACAACGAUGUCCAGGUCUAUCAACAGAAGACGACACAUAUUUAUUCCCAGCUCUUUGCAAGUGAGUUCAGUGCGCACCAACGACAGGAUCACCCGAGAGAGAUAGAAGCAAGCGAGUUUGGUGCAAGUGGAAAGAAGACGAAGGCCUGA
Molecule: messenger RNA, 1245 nt
Organism: Triticum turgidum subsp. durum (durum wheat)
Lineage: Eukaryota; Viridiplantae; Streptophyta; Magnoliopsida; Poales; Poaceae
Source: the annotation of a GenBank genome assembly